AUGACUUUUGGUCAGCGAGGCAUCGCGCUGAUCGGCCCCCUGUGUCACCUCCUCCCGUUCGUUGUGAUGGCCAUCCACCCGCCCUAUCCGGUCAUGCUUGUCGCCUAUAUCAUCGUGGGCCUCGGAAACGGCCUGGUCGACGCAGCGUGGAACUCUUGGACCGCAGACAUGAUCAACGCAAACACAUUAAUGGGAUUUCUCGGCGCAUUUUAUGGGCUUGGAGCCACACUGAGUCCAACGAUCGCAACUGAGAUGAUCAAAGCCGGCUUACGUUGGAAUGUGUUCUACUAUACCCUACUCGGCGGCUCGGCCCUAGAACUUAUGGCAAGUGUGGCUACGUUCUGGCACGCCGACGCAACGAGUUUCCGUCAAGAGAACCGUAAGAGUGCCGACGCCCGUGGAGACAGUCGCACUAUGGAGGCUAUGAAAAGCCCAAUCACUUGGAUUAUGGCCGUGUGGUUAUUUGUUUAUAUGGGCGUCGAAGUGUCUGUGGGUGGCUGGAUUGUUGAUUUCAUGGUCCAAGUCCGCGUGGGAAACAGCUACGAGUCUGGAUUCGUUCCUACCGGUUUCUGGGCUGGCGUGACCCUCGGACGACUACUUCUUGGGUUCGUAAAUGACUGGCUGGGAGAGCGGAUCGCGAUCACCGUUUACCUCGUUCUCUCGAUCGCCCUCGAGCUUGUGUUCUGGCUGGUGCCAAAGUUCACCGUCUCUGCCGUCACAGUGGCUCUUCUUGGCUUCUUCACCGGGCCUCUCUUUCCCGGCGCUCUUGUGGUAGCUGCGAAGCUGCUUCCCAAGCAUCUGCACACCCCGGGGAUCGGGCUCGUGUCAUCGUUGGCUGGUGGUGGAGGCGCAAUAUUACCAUUCGUUGCAGGCGCUAUAUCUGGCGCACGAGGCGUGCAGAGUCUGCAGGCUUUCGUUCUCGCUUUGCUGGUUACCUUAAUCGUUAUUUGGAUACUUCUUCCCCACAAGAAGCACUCUAGUCAUAGUGAUUAA
Messenger RNA from Aspergillus melleus, 993 nucleotides. Its product is annotated as MFS transporter. The record is from RefSeq and is a predicted model, not a curated record. Gene Ontology annotation, biological process: transmembrane transport. NCBI's taxonomy places the organism in Eukaryota, Fungi, Ascomycota, Eurotiomycetes, Eurotiales, Aspergillaceae. The transcript is spliced from 5 exons. Bases 1 to 993 code for a protein of 330 amino acids. Gene Ontology annotation, molecular function: transmembrane transporter activity. Gene Ontology annotation, cellular component: membrane.